UCAUUGAUGUUCUUCAAGAAUCUAUGCUCACCAUGUGUUUGUUUUAAGGUCCCACUGAAAUACCCAAGAACAAAAAUACCCCCUUCACACCCCAUAUCUCAAUAAAUAAUUGCAAAAGGCAUUGAAGUAAACACUACUCAAUAAUUUUUUAUUCACGUUUGGAUUUCAAGUGAGUCACUGAGUUGCUGUGAUUAUAAUAUUAGUACGGUUGUGUAUACGUGUAAUUGUGGGUGUAUAUAUGCUUACCGGCGAUGCCAACGCCGGUCAGCUCAGCCAGGCAAUGCUUAACGGACGAGGCGGCGCGUGCUUUGGAUGAUGCGGUGGCCGUUGCUCGCCGACGGAGCCAUUCCCAGACCACGUCUCUUCACGCCGUCUCGGCUCUUUUAUCUCUGCCCACAUCCACCCUCCGUGACGCCUGUGCUCGAGCUCGCAGCUCGGCUUAUUCCCCUCGGCUUCAGUUUCGUGCGCUUGAGCUUUGUGUCAGCGUUUCUCUCGAUCGUCUUCCUUCUUCCAAAAGCAAAACCCCAGAUGACGAGCCGCCGGUUUCCAAUUCGCUCAUGGCUGCAAUCAAGCGGUCUCAGGCGAAUCAGAGACGCCAUCCGGAGACGUUUCAUUUGUAUCAGAUGCAUCAACAGUUGAACAGCUCGCAAUCGUCGUUAUCGUGUGUUAAAGUCGAGCUCAAGCACUUCAUAUUGUCAAUUCUUGAUGACCCGAUUGUUAGUCGGGUUUUCGGCGAUGCGGGUUUUCGGAGCACCGAUAUCAAGGUCGCCGUCCUCCAUCCACCGCCGGUUUCUGGAUUCCAGAAAUCUAUGAGGUUUCCGCCCCUGUUCCUCUGUAGCCUACCUGAUACGAAUACCAAUCUAAGUGGGUUUAAUUUCCCAUUUGCUGUUGAUCAAGGAGAAGAAGAUUUCAAAAGAAUUGGGCAAAUCUUAGCCAAGAAAAGCUCGAAAAACCCAUUACUAAUUGGGGUUUCUGCUGACAGUGUUCUUGCUGGAUUUACAGAUGCUUUAAAGAUCGGUAAAAAUGGUUUCUUGCCUACUGAAAUAGAGGGUUUAAACGUGAUCACCAUUGAUAAGGAGAUCUGUGAGUUUCUUGUGGGGAAUUUGAGUGAAGAUAUGAUGGAUUUGAAGUUAAAAGAAGUUAGAGACAAGGUGGAGAGCUGCACAGGUUGUGGUGUGAUUGUGAAUUUUGGAGAAUUGAAGUUGUUUGUGGAUGGUGGAUCAACUGGUUCUGUGGAACAUCUUGUUUCACAAUUGAGUAGUUUAGUUCAAUUGUGUGGUGGGAAAUUGUGGUUGAUCGGAGCCGUAGGCAGUUAUGAGACUUACAUGAAAAUUUUGGCGAAAUUUCCGGGGUUGGAGAAAGAAUGGGAUUUGAAUCUGCUUCCAAUAACUUCUUCCAAAUUGAAUACUAAUGGAUCACACUUGAAAUCUAGCUUGAUGGGGUCAUUCGUGCCAUUUGGUGGCUUCUUUCCUGUACCGACCGAGUUGGAAAAUUCAUCAAGCAACACCGAUCAAUCUAAAACUCGUUGUUCCCUUUGCAAUGAGAAAUACGAGCAUGAAGUUUCUGUAGCACUGAAGCGUGGGAGAACAGUGUCUGUUGCUGAUCAACAAUCGAUGGGUUUAACUUCGUGGUUGCAAGUUCCUGAAUCCGACACAAGCAAAGGAAGCAACGUAUUAGAGGCUAAAGAUCAUGGUGGUGUAUUCAACGCCCUCGUGGCGGGGCUGCAGCGGAAAUGGAACGAUAUCUGCCACCGUCUUCAUCACAAUCAGCAAAAUAAUCCUCAGAUUACCGCCGGAGUUCCUUUUCCUCGCCACUUCCCGGCUGAUCCCAAGAGGGUGGAGAUCAGCAGUAAAGAUUCAAAUCAAGAAGGAUUCAGGAAUCUAUCUCCGUCCGAUCAACGGGACUAUCAAAAGACGCAACACAUACAACUGACGGUCACUUCUGAAGCCGAAAACAGCUUACCACAAAAGCCGCCCGUUGACUUUUUUGCAGCAACGAAACUUGCAAGUACUACAUCCUCACCAACAACUUCCAUAACCACGGAUUUGGGCCUAGGAACGAUUUACGUUUCGCCUGAUCUCGAACCAAGGCCGCACGAUCACAAAGCUCGUAUUCAGAACUUUUGUGGGUCUGCUUCUGCAGAGGUUGAUGAAAUGAGUACGAAAUUUUAUGAAAAAGAUUACAAGGCACUCUAUAGAGCUCUUGCAGAUAAGGUCGGAGAUCAAGAUGGUUCCAUUCGUGCCAUUAGCCAAACCAUCUCACGAUGCAGAACUGGGAACGGAAUUCGCCAUGGCUCGAGUCAUAGACGAGAUAUAUGGCUUAUGUUUUCCGGCUCAGACCGAGUCGGCAAGAAGAAAAUCAGCACCGCACUUGCCGAGGUGGUUUUUGGGAGCCGGGAAAGCUUGAUUGCGAUCGAUCUCAACUUUGAAAACCAGAUACGUCAUCCAAGCUCCAUUUUUGACCGUCAAAGUGUAAACUUCUGUGAUCUAUCGUUUAGAGGGAAAACCAUCACAGAUUUCAUCGCUGAGGAGUUGAGCAAGAAACCACGGUUGUUAAUCCUCCUUGAACAUAUAGAUAAAGCCGAUUCUGUAACUCAAGAUAGCUUAUCUCGGGCCAUCAGAACCGGCAAAUUGUCGGAUUCUCGUGGUCGCGAAACCCGCAUCACCGAUGCAAUCUUUGUGACCACCUCAAGCAGUAGUAAAGAAGCCGACCUCUUGAGCUAUUCGGAGGAAAGAGUCUUGAAUGCCAGAGCCUUUCAAAUGAGAAUCUUAGUUGAAAGUACCAUCGAGCCCAGAAGCUCCAGUAUCCUACUUUUGCCGACACAAUCGACUUCUAGAAAUCCUGUGAUUUCCAGCAAAAGAAAGCUUAUCGAACUAGGAGAUUUUGAGAUAAUGGUACCGGCGGUCAAGAAGUCGAAAUCGUGCUUCGACUUGAAUCUUCCGGUGGAGGAAACCGAAGAGAGUGAGAACAGUGAGAACGGAAGUGUUUCUGAAACUAAAGAAGUGUGGUUGGAAGAGUUCUCGGAUCAAGUGGAUGAAAAAGUUGUGUUUGAUCCCUUCGAUUUCGACUCGAAUGCAGAAACCAUUCUGAAGGACAUCGGAAUCUGCUUUCAGAAAUCAUUUGGAUCGAAUCACACAUUAGAGAUUGAGAAUGAAGUAAUGAUCCAAAUUCUUGCAUCUCGUUGGUUAUCAGACCGAAAAGAUGCUAUUCGGGACUGGAUUGAUUCCAUUCUCUUUACGGGAUUUAUGGAAUCGAAGCAGAAACUUCGGGUCGAGGCCGAUAUCGAGAAUGGAUCAUCAUCAAUGGUGAAACUGGUAGCUGUUGAAGGAGUUAAUGUUGAAGAUGAUGGAUCAUGUGUUUAUCUUCCUUCAAGAAUCAUGGUGAAAUGAUAAUUUAGGACCCGUUUACCGACAAGAAUCACCACUCUGAUUUACCUUAUGGGGUUAUAUCUUCGGCCAUCAAAACCGAUUGAUGGUAAGCGUUUAUAACUCUGUAAGCGUUUGCCGAGCAAAAGUCAUCACCUUCGUUUACCGGGUAAGACACUCGAUCCUUGUCUUUCUUCUAAUCAUGUAAAUUUUUUUUGGUUUUCUGUUAUUACCCGUUAAACGUUUGCCAAGGUAAGUGUUUAGUGAACGACUCUUUAGUUUCAAGUUACAAAACAAUGACCAAGUUUUGUUAUAUCUGGACCAAAAAGAUGAACCUGUAAUUUACUCUUUAAGUUUAAAAAAAUGUGUAUU
This is a messenger RNA of Cynara cardunculus var. scolymus (artichoke), 3737 nucleotides long. Its product is annotated as protein SMAX1-LIKE 6-like. Lineage: Eukaryota; Viridiplantae; Streptophyta; Magnoliopsida; Asterales; Asteraceae. The transcript is spliced from 4 exons. The record is from RefSeq and is a predicted model, not a curated record. Bases 252 to 3389 code for a protein of 1045 amino acids. Gene Ontology annotation, molecular function: ATP hydrolysis activity; ATP binding.